CUCUCUCUCUCUCUCUCUCUCUCUCUCUCUCUCUCUCUCUCUUUCUACUCUCCCUCUCUCUACUCUAUCAACUCUCUCUCUCUGAGCUAGGAACAGCGAAAGCAAGAUUGUUGGCUGUUUGUCGACUUGGUCUCUCCCACUCUCCCCCCUCUCUCUCUCUUUACUCUCUCUCUCUCUCUCUCUCUCUCUCUCUCUCUACUCUAUCAACUCUCUCUCUCUGAGCUUGGAACAGCGAAAGCAAGAUUGUUGGCUGUUUGUCGACUUGGUCUCUCCCACUCUCCCCCGAACUCGCUCUCUCUCCCUCCUCCUCUCUCACUCUCUCUCCCUCCUCCUCUCUCUCCCUCGGGUGGAUGAGGGGUGGCUCCAUCGUGACAGGAAGCCAGGGCUGGCGAUGAGACCUGAGCGCUGACUGGAGUAUGCUGCAGACGAUUUACGAGGGCGAGUCGAGUUUCUCCACCACAGAGCGACACCUCGGACACCAGCGGCUCUUUGGCCACACCAAGAUGCACAACGUGAACAGCACAGGUGGUGUUAUGAAGAAGAAUCAGCCACUGAAUGCACUCUUCCUCCUCCCCCUCCAGCCUCUUGCCUUUUAAGGAGGUUUUAAUUUCCCCCCCUCCAGUUUGUUUAAAAAAUUGGACAUUAAGCCAGAGGUGGCCCUCGAAGUGGAUCCCGUCUCCCCGCUAGACCUGCGCAAGGAGCUGAGGAUGCUGGGCCCGGGGUCGGACCCCAGUAUGUGGGAACGGCAGCUGCAGCAGGAGCUGCUACUCAUCCAGAAGCAACAGCAGAUCCAGAAGCAGCUCCUCAUCAGUGAGUUCCAGAAGCAGCACGAGAACCUGAGCCGCCAGCACCAGGCACAGCUCCAGGAGCACCUUAAGCUCCAGCAGGAGCUCCAGGCCAUGAAGCAGCAGCAGGAGCUGGUGGAGAAGGAGCGACGUCUGGAACAGCAGCAGAUGCAGCAGCAGCAGCAGCAGCAGCAGCAGCAGCAGCAGCAGCAGCAGCAGCAGCAGCAGAGCCAGCAGCAGCAGAGCCAGCAGCAGCAGAGCCAGCAGGAGCGCGAGCAGGAGAGACUCCGUCGAGAGCAGCACCUCUCCAGCCUCAGCCUCCGGGGGAAGGAGCGCUCCAGAGAAAGCCUCAAAGGUGCGGUUGCCAGUACGGAAGUCAAGCAAAAGUUGCAGGAGUUUCUGCUGAGCAAAUCAGCGAAGGAUCCCAUCUGCAGCGGGGCCACUCACUCCCUGAUCCACCAUCCGAAGCUCUGGUACACGACUUCCCAUCACACAUCCUUGGACCAAAGUUGCUCCCCGCUGGGCGGGGCAUCUCCGACGUGCCAGUACACCCUCCCCUCCCCCAUGGACAGCAAGGACGACUUCCCCUUGAGGAAGACUGCCUCGGAGCCCAACCUGAAGGUGCGGUCCAGGCUGAAGCAGAAGGUGGCUGAGCGGAGGAGCAGUCCCAUGCUGAAGAGGAGGGAUGGCAACAUCAUAACUCCUUACAAGAAGAGGGCUCUGGAGCUCAUGGAUUCUACUCCCACUAACAGCGCCCCUGGUUCUGGCCCCAGCUCCCCUAUAGGGGCCUCUAGUGCACUGGGGGCUGAGAAUGGACCCUCCUCUCUGCCCACCACCACAAAAACUGAGCGUUGGCCCUCACAGCCCAGAUUGUUCCGUCCUGAGGGUACCAUGUCCGUGAUGAGCCUGUACACGUCUCCAUCCUUACCCAACAUCACCCUGGGACUGUCGUCCUCCCCCUUCAGCGAUGCCAUUGAGCUGAAGGAAUCGUCAGCAGAUAUCAGGCACGGGCUGCCCCACGGCCAGCUGAUGGGUCCAGUCCCCCUGCCGACCGGCCUGGAGGCCAAGGUCAGCCCCAGCCACCAGGCGCUGCUCCAGCACCUCCUGCAGAAGGAGCAGAUGAGGCAACAGAAGAUCCUGUCUUCUGCCCAGAGUCUGGUGUCGGCCCACCCUUUAUCUCCGCUGGCCAUGAAGGAGCGCCAGUCUACCACCAGUCGACCCAAGUUACCCAAGCACCGGCCCCUGAACCGCACCCAGUCAGCCCCCCUGCCCCAGAACACGCUGGCCCAGCUGGUCAUCCAGCAGCAGCACCAGCACUUCCUGGAGAAGCAGAAGCAGUACCAGCACCAGAUCCACAUAAAUAAGCUUCUGUCCAAGUCCAUCGAGCAGCUACGUCAGCCCAACGCACACCUGCAGGAGUCCGAGGAGGAUGAGGAGGGCCACAUCAGAGAGCAUAGCCUCGGCAUGCUCCAGGAGGAAAGGGUGCCCUCUGGAGGCGUCAUCCGGAAGCACACGCUGAGGGGCUGCAGCAGCGACGGCGGCUCCACCGGAGAGCUGGCCGACCCCCCUUGCCACCAUGGGGGGGUCGUCAGGGUGAAGGAGGAGCCGGCCGACAGUGAGGACGAAGCACUGAGCAGCGAGCGCUUGGAGGCAGAGCAGAGCGCCUAUCUGCACCAGCUCAAGGGGAGACUGGUGAUAAGGGCCAUGAUCUGAGGAAGGCCCCCACCCACCUGCCUCCACUCUCCCCAGGAGGUUCACAUACUGUAACAUUCGCAGAUUAACAUGUAGACAGCCAUGUGAAGUAUACAUAGAAGCGCAUGUGUGCACAUACACACACACACACACACACAAUCACACAUACACACAUGCACACACAUGCAGAUACCAACGUAUAUACAGUCCACACACACACAAACACACAAACACACACACACACACACACACACACACAUACACCACACACAUUAUCUUUUACCCUGACUAGGCCAAUUCACUCCCUGAAACCCACAAGUUGUGAUCCCUUUUCACUUAAACUGCAGCCUGGCCCUAGACACUUGGACUGUGUGUUUGUGAAAUUUGUGUAGUUGGCUCUGUAAAGUAGGUUGUUAAGUUGUGUAUAUAUUAUGAAGAUUGAACCCUUUCUUUUUAAGAGUUUUUUUGGAAGUCUCAAGUCGGAUUUCAAAAUAAAUUGUAUGUAUAUGCUGUGGAUUUAGCAUCAAAGAUUAUUUUAGAGCUAACUUCAAUGUGUACAGCUUUAGCAAAAUUAUGUUCCAAUUGUUAUCAUUUUAAUUUUAUUCAUAAAAUAUUCAGAAUCUGUUUUAUCCACUUUAACAUUGACGAUUAUCAUAUUGUCCUGCAAUGUUGUCUUAGGAAAUGAAAAACUAAAAUCGCAUUCUCAAUUUGCUGGUCUCAGUUCUGGAAAUGACAAACAAAUCUCCAAACGAAUAUGUGGCCGCGUGAGAAUGUAUACUUAAAUCCUUAUGAAAAGGACUUCUGACAGACUUUGCACUAGCAUUAAUAUUGCAUAUUAUUGACUACAGUCCACUGCACAUAAAGCAGUUAGAAGGAUAAAAACACUAAAUCUGCCCUUGGGUUUGCAGGAAUUUCCAGCAGAUCUUAAGUAGAAGCCCCAUAGCCUGGGUUGUGUUGCGCCAAGCUCUCCUCCCUGCUGGGCUCGUACCCAGCUUCAGGGGAGAGAGAGAGUGAGAGAGUGAGAGUGUGACAGUGUGACAGUGAGAGAGAGAGAGAGAGAGAGAGAGAGAGAGAGAGAGAGAGAGAGAGAGAGAGAGAGAGAGAGAGAGAGAGAGAGAGGGGGAGAUUUUCAUGUGUGCAGGAAUGUAGAGAACUGGUGUUGGAGGAGUACGAGGGGCCAGGCCUGUGAUUGAUUUACUGUCAAGCAGGCUGAUUGCAAAGUGAGAAGGGAACUUGUUAAGGGAGCCCUUUUUUUAAUAGAUAAUCACUAGCGCCGUAUUCCUGUUGAAAUGCUUACCUCCACUAAGAAGGUUUGAUGUUACCUCAAGAAAAAUAACCCCGAAGAGACCUUUUUCCUUAGUUUUAUUUUUUUUCAUUUGUCAAAGACAAUCCUUCUGUUUGAAAGUGCCCACUACAGCGUGUAUAGUCUGUAUUACAGAAAAGUGCUCAAACAAAUGUAUUGUAAACUUGUAAACCUUGUUUUAUUUCUGACAGUCUACUCAAAAUCACUUGUUACGGGGUGCUGUAUUUGGAUUAAUUUGGAAAGACAACGCUGCCUGUCUUUAUACUGUGUGUUACGACUGUCCGGUUUCAAUGUUUUAGUGUAAGUAUCGCCACGAUCACAACAAUGUGUGUCUUGUUCUCUUGCCGUUUUGAUUUGGUCAAAGAACCCUACUCGCCACCAGUGGUGUGUGUGUGUGUGUGUGUGUGUGUGUGUGUGUGUGUGUGUGUGUGUGUGUGUGUGAGUGAGUGACUGUUUUUGGUAGGGUGCUUGGUCGUGGCCCUGUUCUUUGUUAAAGCUAUUUGCAUUUCUUCUCUUUUUCUGCCUUGUGUGAGAAACAUUUUUUUUUUUUAAUAAAGUUCAUUCCCCUACAUGAAA
This is a messenger RNA of Gadus macrocephalus (Pacific cod), 4356 nucleotides long. It is a transcript of the gene hdac9b, whose product is annotated as histone deacetylase 9b. Gene Ontology annotation, molecular function: histone deacetylase activity. The coding region runs from base 708 to 2498 and encodes 596 amino acids. The record is from RefSeq and is a predicted model, not a curated record. The transcript is spliced from 12 exons. Gene Ontology annotation, biological process: chromatin organization. Gene Ontology annotation, cellular component: histone deacetylase complex. Lineage: Eukaryota; Metazoa; Chordata; Actinopteri; Gadiformes; Gadidae.